GUUUACAUGAAUAUCCUUGUUUCAUAAUUCCCUAAACGUUUAUCGUUUGCUAAACUUUGUGUUUGUAAAUUGUGAACAGUGAAGUUAACGUUUUCUGUUACUAUGGGGCCCGAUGAGCGUAAACUUGUCAACAAAAAGACGAAAUAUGCAAACCAGGACAAUUACCUCUCAUUAGCCGAAACCUGCCAAAGAUUGGGCGAGUUGUACAAGGACCGUGAGGAGUAUCAACGUGCAUUAAACGAGUACAAACUGGCGGCCAAGGCGUAUGAAAAGCUCAAUCGAUUGAUGGACCGCGGACUGGCGUUUCGAAUGAUCGGUGAGAUGCAUCUCAUGAUGGGUCAGUUCAAGGAAGCGCUUCAAAAUGUCCAGGCUUAUUCGCGGGCCGCUCGUAACGAGGCCAACCAGCUAGAAAUUCAGCGUGCCAAUGUUACCCUAGGUCGCGUCUACCUGCACCGAGCGGAGAGCUUUAUUUUGGAGAAGAAAACAUCGGAUGCCGAAGCGGACCUGAUCGAGGCCGAAAAGGCUUUCAAUAUAGCACUGUCGAUUUGCGACAAAUUGCAAGGGACGGUGCGGAAGGCUGAAUUUAUCGAAAUGCAAGCCGGAACGUAUUUGAAUCUCGGUGUGACGCUUGACCGGCGGGGAAAAACGAAUCCAGCUCAGGUGCAUAUGGAACGUGCAAUACGGUUAGCCCGUGAGGCAGAUUCAUUCGAACUUCUUCAUACUUGUUAUAAUACGAUGGCAUUAUCCUGUUCCCAGUGGGAGAAGAACAAUGAUGGUGAGCAUCGUGGUAAAACUUUACGCUUGUUAAACCAUGGCCUUGAGGUGGCUUCACGACUUUCGAAUCGUGCAACGAAAAUGUGCCAAACGUUGCUAUUAAAAACGGAUUUCUUUCUGCAAAUGGGCGACUUCCAGAGCGCUCGUCAAACUCUUAAAAGAGCAUAUCAUCUGAAAACCCCAGUCAGUAGCGACGCAAAACAAAUCGCACAGCAACUCAAAGUACUCGUUGCCAUAUGCCGUACGGAGGACGAGCUAAUAACCCUUGAAGCAACGAACUACGAGCGUCGUAAAACUCUUUACGAACGCAUGGGAGACGGUGCCUGUAAGCUGCGCAAUUUUGUCAAAGCGAUCGAUUACUACCGGCGAAUGCUGGAGUGUGCCGAAGCGCUCGGUGACGCUAACCGGCAGCUGAUUCCGUGCUACGUAAGCCUCUACCAGACGUACACCGACAACCAACAGUACGAUCUUGCCCUCGAGUACCUCUGGAAGGAGUAUGAGAUCAUCGCAAACGAACCGAAAGAAGCCUACCAUACACUGCUACAGAUUGCGAAGCUGUAUGAACGACAGGAAAAAUCCUUUUUUGACAUCGAGGACAUUUAUCGGAGGGCGCGUGUGGAAGCUAAAAAGCUACAAUCGAUCGAUCUGGAACGAGUUGCGGUGCAACGUGCGGUAAAGAUGUUACGAAAGAACUGUAUGGAUCUGAUGGCGGACACUCUCGAACAGGAAGCAAUUGCCGAGGGAAUCGAUCUAAGUAUCGUCGAACCAGACAGUGAGGGCUUGCCGGAUAUGGAUUGCCUAUCGGAGGUAGACGAGGACGAUGGGGAGAACGAACAGAACACACCGAACGUGGGCGAUGAUAUAAACCUCGAUAUAGAUCUAUCGGAAAAUUCGGACGUUGAAGGAGAAGCAAAUUUGGGUGGAGGUAUUGGAAGUGGUAAGAAGCUGAACGACAGUAUACCGGAUGCUUUAAACGCCUCUACUUCAGCACAAGGAAGAACGCGCAAACGUGGCAUGACGUUCGCCGUGCGCAGAAACAACAAGGGAGAAACGCAACUCCAUCAGGCAGCGAUCGCAGGUAAUACGGUCCUUGUCGAGAGGCUUCUCGAACAGGGUCACCCGGUAAAUGUGCGCGAUCACGCCGGAUGGCUGCCGCUUCAUGAAGCGUGCAUCCAUGGACAUGCCGAUAUCGUUACCACACUGCUUGAUCGUGGGGCACAUAUGAACGAUAAAGGUGGAACGAGCUGCGAUGGCAUAACACCACUUUAUGACGCCUGUUGCAAUGGCCGGUUAGAAGUGAUCGAGGUGUUACUCGAUCGUGGCGCAAAUGCAACACAACGGACUGAUUUCGGGGACACAACGCUGAAUGUUCUAGACACGUGGUACUCGAAACGUAAGGCACGGUUAUCACUGGAAGAAAUCCAUCAUUACGAACGAGUUCGGGAGCGAUUGGUGGCAAAGUUUGAUGCAGUAGCAGAACAAGUAUCGCCACCGUCCGUAGAUCGUCGACCUGCGAAAAAAGAUUUUUCUUCCGGUAGUAAAAUAACGGUCAAGCAAAAUAGUUACUCAAGCGAUUCCGAUACGCCAACCGAUUCCACAGCACACACUACCGGCAGUUCUUCGUCGAAGGUCAAAUCACUCCGAUCCACUGGAUCUAGUUCUGCUAGCUAUGGAAGUAAAGAAACGGUCAUGCGCUUACACCGAAACGCGGUUUCCAGUAGUGACGACGAAAGAUCCCCAAAGCGUGUCUCAAUCAAUGGAGCUAGUGACGAUGAGUUGGACCCGGUUGGCGUUAGCGAAUAUCGCAGUACGAUGUUAGCGCUGCGGAAAAACAAGAUCACCGAUCAUCGAGCGACAUCCCUUUCCCUAGCCGGACAGAAGAAACGAUUGGCGCACAUGGCCUUGGAUGAGGUCGAUGCCGACGAUUGGUUGAUCGACGAUUUGCAGCAAACCGCAAAAAGAAGUCGUGUUACGCCCUCCACCCUACCCCGUUCGGCUUCGAGUAGUUUGGAAAGGAAGAAAUCGUCCUCUUCGUUCGGAAAAAAUCGCUCUUCAUCGGACCUUACUGGUGUGGACGCAACCCCUCCUUCGUACUCAACUGAUUGUGCCUCUGCUUUGCUCGAUGCAGACGACGAUGAUCUGCCGUUUGCAGACGAACCCUACGCUAACGACUGCUGGCAAGAGCAAGAGAGUACUGACAGUGCCUUCAAUGUUCUCAUGAAAAACUCAGCAAAAAGCUUUCGUCGAAUACAAAACCGACGAGGCUCGUCGGAAACCCGUGCACGGCGACAUUCGUUAGGCAUUGCACAGACAUCCCUUCUUGAUGCUGGUUUCCAGCGGAUAGCAAGCCCAUGUUUUGACGAGAAAGAAAAUUUGACUCCACCUGAAGAUCGAUUAAGGACGCCAGUUAAGCAGACGACCCCAACACCCGUGGCACCCUCGCCCCAUAAAUCACCCGCCGCUCAGCCUUCUAUGAAGCAAACGUUCCAUGUGGUCCUUGAUGAUGGCAAAACAGUGGAUCUUUUCUUCAACGAUCAAACACUCUUCACCACCCGCACGAUCGGGUGGUUACAAAAUGAGAUCGUCAAGCGGUACAUCAUGUGCUACGGAAAACGACCACUGUUGAAGAUAAAACAAUCAAAAGAUCUCCAUGCGUUUUCUGAAAGUGAAUAUCUCAACGUGUUAACAGAAAACAGAGUACCUGGGUUAAACACGGAAAUAACUGUACAUGGCAUGGUCCGCGGCUGUCAGCAUGUAGAUUUCGCACAAUUUUACGAAGAAUACUGUCAGGAAAACAAAAAAGUGAACGACAAGAAUCUUCAAGCAAGGCUGAUAAAACUGGAACGUACUGGUUCAAUAAUUUUGGAACCCGACUUUGCGCUAACGGUACCUUCACAACCACUUCCCGCUACCGAUACAUUAUCGUUCGUUUUCUUGUUGGUAUUCUUCCAACAGGACUGGUUGAACCAUUUAGAUCUGUCGGUGAACGGAAUCACCGACAACCACAUGGAAACACUGGCUCGAUAUUUACCAUCCUGCAAACAUUUGCGUGUGCUGCGACUUGCUUUAAAUCUGCUCACUAGCCGAAGUGUUGAGAUGCUCUGCUAUGGCGUGAAAAAUCCGUUGGAUUUGGAAUCAUUGAGUGGUUCUUUGACGGUAGGUGGGUUAAAGGGCAGCGGGCUAGAAGAAUUGGAUCUUAGCAGUAAUCCUCUCGAAGACGAUGCUAUUGCCCCACUGUUCGUUUUGUGCAAUGAGUUAUCCAAUUUACGUGUCCUUCGUCUCGGGUCAACCGACAUAAUGACCAUAGACGAGAGUAAUGUUGGCAACUUCGAUAUUUCGCGAUUGGAAACGUUCGACGUUUCGCAAAACAAACUUCACGAACAUUCGGUGCAGUAUCUUUUGAAUCAGCUGUCCGAGGGCCAUUUGCGGGAUGCUAGCUUCCAUUCGCUCGCUGCACUUUGCACUGAUUUCAAACCCAAACUAUGGCAAACCAUAUCCAAUACCCAACUGGGAAGCUUGCGGGCUCUCAAUCUUAGCAACUGUCGACUGACUGACGAUGAGAUAGAAAACACACUCCUCCCAUCCCUCGGACGGAACUGUGAAAAGCUCGUCCAUCUGGAUUUAUCAGUCAAUGUAGCCCUCACAAAGCGUACCUUUCUUUCCGUUCUACGACAGUGCAACGGCGCCGUCUUUCGACUUGAACAAUUACACUUCCGGCACAAUGUCCAACUGUGGGUCGAGCUGGAUACGAUCGCACCGGCAGACCAGCUGAAGAUGAUCGAGUACAAUCCGUCCGUUCAAUACCCUCGAGAACUUCUGGCCAUGCUACCGGUUGGCGAUUACACAGUGCACCAACACGAAACAUUGCUCACCGUGGUCACUAACCUGUGGCGUACCUUAUGGUCCGCAAGAACUCCGAAUUUAACUAAGCACGACGACGGUUUACACAUAACGUUUAGUGUCGAUAAGUAGUAGCUUUUUUUAAAUUAUAUCAAUCAAAACAAAAUUUGAAUAAAGCAUGUAAAAUAAUAGUGAAUUAAAUUCACAAAUAGAUUUUUUGUUGACAA
Anopheles coustani is the source of this 4841-nucleotide messenger RNA. RefSeq names its product tonsoku-like protein. The transcript is spliced from 4 exons. The coding region runs from base 103 to 4746 and encodes 1547 amino acids. The record is from RefSeq and is a predicted model, not a curated record. NCBI's taxonomy places the organism in Eukaryota, Metazoa, Arthropoda, Insecta, Diptera, Culicidae. Gene Ontology annotation, molecular function: protein binding.